Copidosoma floridanum is the source of this 1099-nucleotide messenger RNA. It is a transcript of the gene Prx2, whose product is annotated as Peroxiredoxin 2. The record is from RefSeq and is a predicted model, not a curated record. Gene Ontology annotation, molecular function: thioredoxin peroxidase activity. Gene Ontology annotation, biological process: hydrogen peroxide catabolic process; removal of superoxide radicals; response to oxidative stress. NCBI's taxonomy places the organism in Eukaryota, Metazoa, Arthropoda, Insecta, Hymenoptera, Encyrtidae. Gene Ontology annotation, cellular component: cytosol.
UCUCUGUGGACGGUUGGCCAACCUUUACUCCGAGUGUUGCCGGUGUCGAGAGCAGACUCUUUUCUACCGUUGUUGUGUCGUGAUCGUGCUCGAGAAGCCAGAAAACUAAAUCAUCAUGCCUGUCCCAGAGUUACAAAAACCAGCACCUCAAUUCAAAGCAACAGUGGUUGUUGAUGGCCAGUUCAAGGAAGUUUCUCUAUCAGACUACAAGGGAAAAUAUGUUGUUUUGUUCUUCUACCCACUAGACUUCACAUUCGUCUGUCCAACAGAGAUCAUUGCUUUCUCUGAUCGUGCAAAAGAAUUUGAAAAGAUCAACACUAAGGUGAUUGCCGCAUCAACUGAUUCACACUUUACCCAUCUGGCAUGGGUCAACACUCCCCGCAAGCAGGGAGGUCUAGGAAAACUGGACAUACCACUUCUUGCUGACAAAUCCGGUAACAUCUCCCGAAGCUACGGUGUUUACAACGAGGAGACUGGUAUUCCAUUCCGAGGUUUAUUCAUUAUUGAUGAUAAACAGAACCUUCGGCAGAUCACCAUAAAUGACCUUCCUGUUGGAAGAUCCGUCGAUGAAACUCUUCGAUUGGUACAAGCAUUCCAAUUUACUGAUACGCACGGUGAGGUUUGCCCUGCAAACUGGAAACCAGGAAGCAAGACAAUGAAGCCUGACCCAGUUAAAUCGCAAGAGUACUUCAAGGAUGCGUAAAUUGAUUCAUAAUUAUCUAUGAUUCACACUCAUGCGCAGCGCCCAUAAAAUCACUGAUUUGUAUACUUCGUAAAAGAUGAAAAAUGAAAAUAAAGUAUUUUUAGAGAAUUCCUGUGGAUUAGGAUUCACUUUAAUUUUUCAUCGUAUUUACAUUUGAAUAAAAGAAUUUCUUUUUUAACAAAUGUUAUUUAAUUACUCUCAUUAUGUUUCAUACAAAUAUAUUCUUGUUGACAAUACAAAUGAAUUCCGUAUCAACUUGAGUUUGAUACAUUAAUUCAUGCCACUAAAAUUUGUAAAAUGAGUUAUGAAUUUUGUUCAUAGACGCAUGAUGUAUUGAGAGCCCGUGAGGGAGCACAGUAAAAUAAAAAACUCCCAGAUGUUACCAAUCAUCAACAA